This is a messenger RNA of Alexandromys fortis (reed vole), 2529 nucleotides long. It is a transcript of the gene Nudt1, whose product is annotated as nudix hydrolase 1. Bases 105 to 575 code for a protein of 156 amino acids. The record is from RefSeq and is a predicted model, not a curated record. Gene Ontology annotation, molecular function: 8-oxo-7,8-dihydroguanosine triphosphate pyrophosphatase activity. The transcript has 4 exons. Lineage: Eukaryota; Metazoa; Chordata; Mammalia; Rodentia; Cricetidae. Gene Ontology annotation, biological process: DNA protection.
UUAUAGCGACACGCAGCUGUGUGGAAUCUCUGAGCCUUAAGGGGAACACCUACAAGCUUCGGGUACCUGUUGGCGAGAAAGGAGUUAGCAGGACCCAGGAGACCAUGGCCACCUCCAGGCUCUACACCCUAGUGCUGGUGCUUCAGCCUCAGCGAGUUCUCCUAGGAAUGAAGAAGAGAGGCUUUGGUGCUGGCCGCUGGAAUGGCUUUGGAGGCAAAGUCCAGGAAGGAGAGACCAUUGAAGACGGGGCUAAGAGGGAGCUGCAGGAAGAGAGUGGCCUGACAGUGGAUGCGCUGCACAAGGUGGGCCACAUAUCAUUUGAGUUUGUGGGUUCCCCCGAGCUGAUGGACGUGCAUAUCUUCUCUACUGACCACGUGCACGGGACGCCCACAGAGAGUGACGAAAUGCGCCCUCAGUGGUUCCAACUCGACCAGAUCCCCUUUGCAGACAUGUGGCCCGAUGACAGCUAUUGGUUCCCACUCCUGCUUCAGAAGAAGAAGUUCUGUGGGUACUUCAAGUUCCAAGAUCAGGACACCAUCCUCGACUACUCUCUGCGUGAGGUGAAUGAAUUCUAAUAUGGACCCACAUUCAGGUUGCUACACAGCCACAAGCUGUUGGUCCAAGGACACCACGAGGAGGGGCUGGUAUUUUCUACUAGAACGUGAAAUGUCACUGAUAGAUUAAUCUGCCUGAAUACUUUGUCUCCACCUGCUGGUCCUGUUUUGGAAGGCUGGUCCUGUUUUGGAAGGUUGUGGCAUCGUUAGGAGGCAGACCACUGAUGGGGUAAUUGAAUCACUGGGGGUCAAAGAGAUGUGGGAUAGGCCUUAAGGUUUUAUAGGUAGGUGUUGUAGAAUAUUAUUUUAAGGUGUAUUGCAUUUGUUUAUGGUGUGGAACACUUGUUUUAAUGAUGCAGAGAUGUGUUGCAUUCUUUUAUGUUUCAUUUUUUAACCCUGUGAAGCUGUUUUACUUUGCCUGUUUAAAACACCUGAUUGGGGUGGUGGCACACGCCUUUAAUCCCAGCACUUGGGAGGCAGAGGCAGGCGGAUCUCUGAGUUUGAGCCUGAUCUACAAGAGCUAGUUCCAGGACAGGCUCAAAGCUACAAAGAAACUCUGUGGUCUAAUGAAGAGCUGAAUGGCCAACAGCAAGGCAGUAGAAAGGAAAGGUGGGGCUGGCAGGAGAAAGGAAGGAAAGAAUAAAUAGGAGAAAAAGAGCAAGAAGAGCAAGAGAGAUCAAGGAGUGAGAGAGAAGGUGCUAGCUACCCAGCCUGCCACAGAGUAAGAGUAAAAGUAAGAUUUCAGAAGAAAAGGAAAAAACCCGGAGACAAAAGAUAGAUGGGGUAAUUCAAGAAAAGCUGGCUAGAAAUAAGCCAUGCUAAGGCUGGUGUUUAUAAGUAAUAAGAAGUCUCCGUGUAUAUUUAUUUGGGAGCUGGGUGGUGGGCCCCCCAAAAGAUAAUAAAAAACAGGUAGGUCCCACUUGCUGUCUGCUCUCUGCUUCCUGAUGAUGUGACCAGCCACCUCAUACUCUUGCCACUAUGCCUUCUCUGCCAGGAUGGACUGUAGCCCAACUGAUCCACAGGCCAAAAUAGACUUGCUUGCUCCAAGUUGCUGUGUGAUUACAGCAUCAAGAAAAGUGGGGGCACAGGUGACUGGAGAGGAAAGAAAUAGAGAUUUCACCAGGCACUGAGACAGCCACUACCUCAAACAGGGUGGACAGAACCAAAGGUUGAGGUGAGGACUCUUUUUAUGCAAGAGCAUCAAUCUGAAUGGAAAAUUAGAAGUUUUGAAAUGUUUGGUGGGGGCAAAAGCAGUCAUCCAAAGAAAACUGAGGACAUUAGGGUGCCAGGAGAGACACUAGAACCAUGGGUCUCAAAGGGCAGAGGGUAGUGUUGUCCCAGUGAAAGCCAAGCAGUUGGACAGCAAACCAGGACCUGGACUCCACCAAUGGGCUGAACUAGGAAGAGAAUCCUGAACAGUACUGAGAGUGAAUAAAGCAAGCCGAGCAUGGGCAUCCAUGUUGUGAUCUAUUUUUUGCCUCACUCUGGAUGCAAUGUGCCCAGCUGGUCUUACACUAUGAGCCCCCUCCCCCAAAAUGACAGACUGCAUGAGCUAAAACAAACCCAUUCCCACUACAUUGCUUGCUUUUCUUGGAGAAUUUUAACCCAGCAAUAGGAAAUAAACUCAGCUCAUCUGGCAAAGAAACGACUCUACAGAGCCUGACCUAGUAAGCCAGUGAGCUUAGUGGGGUUACUUACAGGAGUGUGGGCGAGGGCUUAGGUCACAGAAAAGCCGACCACAGCAUGGGCUAGGACUGAGCCACAGCCCUGGAGUUCUACACUAUGCAGGGGGCUCAACAGGCCAGCAUCUACUUCCCUUAGCAACUGUCACUGUGGGCACCGCCGCAGGGAGGGACCUUGUGAACCAUGUGCUUUUCAGGUUUCUCAAACUUGUAAAUUUUGCAGAUGUUCAGAGUCUGAGGAGCCUCCCUCCAGGAGGAAGCAAUGCUUCUAUAUCCAGGAAACUCAUAUGACA